Messenger RNA from Cryphonectria parasitica EP155, 1616 nucleotides. RefSeq lists its product as uncharacterized. The record is from RefSeq and is a predicted model, not a curated record. Gene Ontology annotation, biological process: spliceosomal snRNP assembly. Gene Ontology annotation, molecular function: RNA binding; protein binding. The transcript has 2 exons. Lineage: Eukaryota; Fungi; Ascomycota; Sordariomycetes; Diaporthales; Cryphonectriaceae. Gene Ontology annotation, cellular component: SMN complex. Bases 540 to 1616 code for a protein of 358 amino acids.
ACUUCCCACCCGCAACAUCGUGCCUGCGUUGUCCUUCAGUAACAAACAAACUCUCGCCCCUCCUUCUCCUCCCCUCCAGAUUUGACCUUCUCUCUUCUUCUGUUUAUUUCUGAGGACAAGACCAUAAUCAUACACGAGCACCUAUCCGUUUCUUGACGACUGCUACGACUCACGAUCAAAAAAGAACUACAACGCAUAAUCCUGCCCAUUCUUCUUGGCUCUUCUAUUUUUCUUCCCCCCCGCCCCCCUUCCAGUUGCAAUUGCGCGCCUCUUCGCUUGUCUGGCGUCUCCUUUGGCAUUUGUUGAUCAUCUCAAGUCACCUUGUACACGGAACACACACUCUCAUACACAAGGCCUACUGCUUCUCGCCCGGGCCAUCCAUCGUCUUCAAUCAUACACCGCAUUUUGGCUCUCUGCUGGACAACUUCUUCUAUCAGUAAUACCAAGCUACUGGAGCCUUCACAGUCCCGACCACUCUUACGAAUCGCUCCGUCUCUGCAGCACGUCCCGUAUUUCGCACUGCCUUAGCAUCAUUCGACAUGGCGUCUGAUGGAAAGACCGAGGGCGAGCCUCGCCAGUAUCUGCCCCUGACCUGUCACGGUCACUCUCGACCCGUUCCCCACCUGAGUUUCUCCAGCUAUGAGCGCGGCGGGGAGUACUUCAUGAUCUCCGCUUGCAAAGAUGGUAAUCCCAUGCUUCGAGAUGGUCGUAACGGCGACUGGAUUGGUACCUUCAUCGGCCACAAGGGUGCCACCUGGCAGGCCAAACUCAGCCCCGACAACUGCACUGCCGCGUCCGCGUCGGCCGAUUUCUCCGUCAAGAUCUGGGACGCCCAUACCGGCGAGAUGCGCCUUGUGCUCAAGCACGACCAUGUUGCGCGCGCCGUGGCGUUCCCUGUUAGCAACUCUGACAUUGUCGCCACUGGAGGCCACGAGAAGAUUCUACGCAUCUGGGGCCUGAACAAGGCGGAUUAUCAAUUCCGCGAGGAUGUCACAACUGAAGAGAACGGGGCCCUCCACAUCCCCCCUUCUCUGGCUUUCCAGGUCGGCACCGCUCACCCCGACACCAUCAAGUCUAUCGUCUGGUGCAACGAGGGCACGAUUGUCACUGCUGCUGGCAAGACGCUGCGCUGGCACAAUGUGGACAAGCGUGAUUGUUUCAAGGAGCAGACUUUUGACUCAGAGAUCAAGUCCUGUGAGAUGGUCUUCCUGGCCCCCAAGUUCGCUGAACCUACCGAUCUCGGCGAGGGUCGCCCCAUCCUGUGCGUUGCCGCUGGCAAAUCGGUUUAUUUCUUCUCGACCACCGAUCAGCCCGAGGAAAUCAAGAGCUUCAACCUGAAACACGGUGUCGCCAGUGUCUCGCUUGACCUGAAGGGCAGAAAGUUCGUUGUCGGCGAGGAGCCUGGCACCUGGGCUCGCGUUUACGACUGGGAUGGUCGUGAGAUCGACGUCAUGAAGGGUCACCACGGCCCCAUCUGGUGCAUUCAGUUCUCGCCCGACGGCAAGCUGUACGCGACCGGCUCGGAAGACGGGACGAUUCGGAUGUGGAAGAACUGUGCUGAGGAGUAUGGACUGUGGCGCGACCGCAGUACUGCAGUCUCGGAGCGGGUUGAGUAG